CUCCAGUCGCCGCGGCGAGUGCUCGUGUCGCAAUCGCGAAACCACAAUCUACACGAUUUUCCGCGAUUUUUCCACCGACUUGGAAAAUAAUUUGAAAUAUAUAGCAUUUACCGAACUUGGCUUAGUACUUAUCGGUCUAAUUUUAUCAAUACUUAUUUAGAUAAGCUAGAAAAUAAAAGUGUUGUUACAUUCAGAACUCAAGCAAGUGUUUUUAUGAUAAGAAACUUACUAUUCUACUUAUCGAAGUAUCAAUCGAAUAAAGUUGUGAAUAAUAUAGAAUAGAAGUAAUCAUAAAAUGGCUCUCCAAACAAAGAAGCAAAUGUAUGCAAAGUAAACUUAAGCAGAGAGCAGAAGAGAGAAGCUCUACGCAAAAUGCAAGCGAUGAGCGCGAACGCGAGCGCGCCCAGGGCGCCUCAACGCUCGCCGUUCGCUAUCCAGGAGUUGCUGGGGCUCUCAGAUAACAGAGAAUCUAGAGAGAGAUACUUUGAAAAUCGAGAUAGCGACAGAGUUUUGAAUUUGUCAGAGAGUAGAGAGCCAAGAUCACCCUACACUCCGCAGUUCCCUCUGCCAGCCUCCGUGGCGAGCCGGGUGGCCUAUGCUGCGGCUUUCAACGCGCAAGCGGCGGUGGCUGCUGCCUUCCUGCCCGGGCCGCCGCUCCUGCAUCCCCCACCUGGGUUCCCGCAAAUCAAGUCGCCGUACAGCCCUUCCUCGCAGCAGCACCUCACAGCCGUACGCCAGCUGUACUCGGGUAUGCCGUCCCUGGACGCGGCGAAAGACUUCACCGUCGACGGGCUCACCGGCUACAACGGCAAGAAGAAGAAGAAAAAACGCAGACACAGCCGAACCAUCUUCACGUCGUACCAGCUGGACGAGCUGGAGAAGGCGUUCAAGGACGCGCACUACCCCGAUGUAUACGCGCGCGAGAUGCUCUCCCUCAAGACCGACCUGCCCGAGGACAGGAUACAGGUGUGGUUCCAAAACCGGCGAGCGAAAUGGCGCAAGACGGAGAAGUGUUGGGGGCGCUCCACCAUCAUGGCGGAGUACGGGCUCUACGGCGCCAUGGUGCGCCACUCGCUGCCGCUGCCCGAGACCAUCCUCAAGAGCGCCAAGGAGAACGACAGCGUCGCGCCCUGGCUGCUCGGCAUGCACCGCAAGUCGCUGGAGGCGGCGCAGCACCUGAAGGAAUCGGGGUCUGAGCGCGAGGGUUCGGAGGCGGAGCCCGACCGCGCCGCCUCCGCCUCGCCGACCCACCACGACGUGCACGACAACCAGGCGCAAAGCUCUCCUGGCAGCAGUACGACGGCGUCCUCAUCAGCCAAAGGCCGCGCGUCGCCUGAAGGCGGUCGCGAGAUGUACGAAGACCCCGAGGCCUUCCGCAACAACAGCAUCGCGUGCUUGCGAGCCAAAGCGCAGGAGCACCAGGCCAGGAUACUGUCGAACAAUUUGCUACUACAGGUCCGAGGCCUGACCCGCACGUCGGUGAGCGGCUCCGUGGACGACGACGGGCCCGCCGACAUCGACGUGGGCACGGAGCCGCCGCCGCUGUCGCCGCCGCGCUCGCCGCGCGCGCCGCUGGGGCCCCCGCACGCGCCGCACGUGCCCCACGGGCCCCACGCGCCCCACGGGUCCCACGGGCCCCACGCGGCCCACGCGGGCCCGCACCCCGCGCACGCGCACCUGUACUGA
This is a messenger RNA of Ostrinia furnacalis (Asian corn borer), 1686 nucleotides long. Its product is annotated as visual system homeobox 2. Lineage: Eukaryota; Metazoa; Arthropoda; Insecta; Lepidoptera; Crambidae. The transcript is spliced from 9 exons. The coding region runs from base 373 to 1686 and encodes 437 amino acids. The record is from RefSeq and is a predicted model, not a curated record. Gene Ontology annotation, molecular function: sequence-specific double-stranded DNA binding; DNA-binding transcription factor activity, RNA polymerase II-specific. Gene Ontology annotation, biological process: regulation of transcription by RNA polymerase II. Gene Ontology annotation, cellular component: nucleus.